AUGGCUGGGCCCGAGGCCGACCCCAGAGCGACGCCUGUGUCCCUGGGGCGCUGCAUGCGGCAGGGUUUCCAGGAGCUGUACCAGGCCCAGCAGCUCUGCGAUGUUGCCUUGGUGGCUGCAGGACGGCGCUUCCCCUCUCACAGGCUGGUGUUGGGCUCGGUCAGCCCUUACUUACGGGACCGGAUGGCCUCCGCGGAGUCCCGGGGUGGGGAGGUUCAGCUGCAGGAUGUGUCGCCCUCCGUCCUCCAGAGCAUCCUGCGCUAUCUGUACACGGAGGAGCUGGCGCUGACGGCCGAGCACGCCCAGGAGCUGUUCGUCACGGCCAGCAGGCUCCAGAUCCCCCCACUCCUGGAGACGGUUAGCAGGUUCCUCGUGGAGAGCAUUUCCCUGGAGACCUGCCUCAGGCUCUACGCGCUGGCUCACGCCCACCGGCACCCGGCUCUGCUCCGCGCGGCCGGGCGCUACGUCAGCCUGCACUUCAGGUCUCUCUGCGAGGACGACGCCUUCCUGCGCCUGGACCCCGGCACCUUGAUCGGCAUCAUCGCCUCAGACGACCUCGCGGUGGCUUCCGAACUGACCGUCUACUGGGCUGUGGGGCGCUGGGUGAGGGCUGACCCCGCCGAGCGCCUGCCGCUGCUCCCGGAGCUGCUGGGGCACGUCCGCCUGGCCCUGCUGACCCCCGAGGAGCUGGCCGAGGUGCAGGCAGACGUCGCAGAGCUCUCCGGGGCUGCUCGGCUGGGGUUGAAGGAGCUGGCUGGGGAGGGGAGGCUGCGGGAGAGCGGGGGCCUCCGGCGGGGCAUGUACGAGGAGGUGAUUGUGUGCGUGGGGCGGCGGGCGCGGAGGGGCCAUGCCGCUGGCGAGGACUUGGAUUCUCCCCUGAACUGUUUUGACCCCCACACGGAGAGGUGGGGGGCGCCGUUGGGCUCGGUUCCGGUGCGGUUCCCCGGUUUCGCCGCCCUGGGCCACAAGCUGUAUGUGGCCGGGGGCUGCGGCCCGGACGGCUGCUUUUCAACCAGCCUGCACGAAUACGACGCCUGCUCUGGGCAGUGGGCACAGCUCCCCUCCAUGUCCUGGCCCCUGGACCCCCACGGCUUCCUGGUCUGCAGCCGGCGGCUCUACGCCGUGGGGGGCUGCAUGGAGGCGGCUGGCAAGCUGGAUUCGGCAGAGACCUUUGACCUGGAGCAGAAGCAAUGGGCUCCUGCCUCCCGCCUGCCCUUUCCUCUCAGCUACUUCGCCUCGGCCGCGCUCCACAACAAGCUCUACCUGAUAGGUGGGAAGAAGCACGUGGCGGGGGCCCUGGCCACCCACCGGGGGCUGCUCAUCUACCACGUCAGCUCGGACAGCUGGGCUCAGGUGCCGCUGGGCGUGGGGCUCUGCCACGCGGGCGCUGCCGCCACGGCUGGCGGGAUCUGUGUCGUGGGGGGCUGCAGAGACGAAGCCCUCGGGGAGGAGGGAGAGGGGGCUUCCUGCCUGGGAAACGUCCAGGCCUCCCGGGCGUGCUUCUUCCUGGGUGAGGAUGGCAAAGUGAGGCAGGAGGUGGCCAUCCCGGCACUUCCCCGAGCCAUCGAGUCUGCUGGGGCCGUCUGCUGGCAGGGAAGGGUCUACGUGGUGGGCGGCGAGGAUUCAGCCCGUUGGCUGAACACCGUGUACUACUGGGAGCCCAGCUCUGCCGCCUGGACCCUGUGCCGGGAAGGCCCUGCCACCGCAGAGCGCGUGGGCUGGUUUGGCUGUGUGACACUGCAGGUGCCCAUCAGAUCCCUCCGGGCACUUUUCCAGGGGCAGCCCACAGCCCCGGCGGCAGCCCACGAGGCAGCACUUGCUCCCAUCGCCCGCGGGGACAUCCUGCCCUGA
Molecule: messenger RNA, 1851 nt
Organism: Chrysemys picta bellii (western painted turtle)
Lineage: Eukaryota; Metazoa; Chordata; Testudines; Emydidae
Source: RefSeq, a predicted model, not a curated record